AUGGGGCUGCGCCGCCCCGCUGGCGCCCGCAGGGGGCGCGCGCUCUCAGGCCGCCCGGCGGCGCGCGCCGCCUCCUCCUCCCCGCCCCUGUCCGGGCCGACGGCGGCGGCGCGCGCUGCGCUCCCUGCACAGCGCGAGGGGAUUGCGGGGGGGGGCGAGACAAAAGGCUCGGGCGGCGGAGGGGCGCGCGCCGCGCGGGGCCGCCGCGGCCGCCGGCGCGCGAGCUCGGCCCGGGCCCGGCCGCCACGAGGCGCUGCGGCCGCCGGAGGCCAGGGGCGUGCGCGGCGCGGCUGCAGCGAGCCGGGAGGGAGAGGGGGCGGCUCCGGCGGCUGCGGCUCCGGGCUGCCGGCUCCGUCCGUCCCUGUGUGUUUGGAGCGGAGGAAAGAUGGCAGCGGCUGCACUUCCUCUUGCACUUUCACCCCUGGGGGGAGGAGAAGGAGGGGGGCGAUACCACCCCCCCUACAAAAAUCCAGCGGGGGCCCCCCGGCUGCUGCUCCCCGACCAAGCGCCGCCGCCGUCGCCGCCGGCUCCCGUCCGAGCCCCGCCCGCUUCGCCGCACCCCGCACCACCGGCACCGCAAACUUUCCUCUCUUCUUUGGGCGAGAAGACCCCCACCCUAUUCAUAGAGACCCCCCCUUCAGCCACUCGGGCUCCCCCCUGCCCCCCCGCUUCCUGCCCCCCUCCCUCCCCGCAUCCGCCAAUUCAGCCUUCCCCAGGCCCUCGUUUCAACGCUCCUAA
Dryobates pubescens (Downy woodpecker) is the source of this 738-nucleotide messenger RNA. Its product is annotated as laforin-like. Bases 1 to 738 code for a protein of 245 amino acids. The transcript is spliced from 2 exons. Lineage: Eukaryota; Metazoa; Chordata; Aves; Piciformes; Picidae. The record is from RefSeq and is a predicted model, not a curated record.